Messenger RNA from Macrosiphum euphorbiae (potato aphid), 255 nucleotides. NCBI's taxonomy places the organism in Eukaryota, Metazoa, Arthropoda, Insecta, Hemiptera, Aphididae. The record is from the annotation of a GenBank genome assembly.
AUGGCUCCGUCUGGAGGACGGGACGGCGUGCAUUCGUCCGUCUCCGUCAAAAUAUCUGUCGACCCGCCGGCUACGAUCGCCGCGGCAGUACUGUCUACGGCCGACAGAGCGCGCCAAACGCGCGACCUCCUUCGACCGGCCCACCGGCGUCCCGAAAUCCGGUGGACGGACGCCGGUGUCCAGCUUUCAUCGUUCACUGUAUCGAAGGGUGGCCACGCGGAGGUCCGAGGCCGACGCCGUCGAUGGCUCGAAUGA